AGGCGAGUCGGGUUCGAUAAUUUUAUAAUUAGGCUCGAAGUCCUAAGAGGAGUGAGCUUCCCACCUGCUUAAACCCCUCUAAAACCCUAAUCCUAAGUUCCUCUUCCAAAUCCUUCAGUUAACCCAGAAAAACUGCUAUCCACUCUCUUCCUUCACUGUAAUCACUGAAUUCUCGAUUUCCCUAAAUGGCAGCGCUAUUCUCUUCUCUUGUAAACAGAACCCAAAACCUGGUAGCAAAUGCAAUCAUGAGAAGAUCAUACGUCAGAAAGGCAUCAACUCAAAGGAACAACCUUUAUUCUAGAAUCAGUCCACUUGGUGACCCACGCAUCAGUUUGGCUCCAGUGCUUGAGCAGUGGGUUGAAGAGGGCAAGAAAGUUAAAGACUACGAGCUUCGAACAAUUGUUAAAGGCCUUCGUGAACGCAAACGCUUUAAACAAGCUCUUGAGGUUUCUCAGUGGAUGAGUAGCAACAGGCUCUGCAAUUUCUCACCAUCUGACCAUGCUGUGCGGCUGGAUCUGAUUGGCAAAGUUCAUGGACUGGAAUCUGCUGAGAGCUACUUCAAAAAUUUGGAUGAAAAGGAUAAAAUUCACAAAACAUAUGGCGCUCUUUUGAACUGUUAUGUCAGAAGUGGUCUUGUUGAAAAGUCCCUUUCCCAUGUGCAGAAGAUGAAGGAGCUGGGUUUUGUUUCCACUGCUUUGAACUACAAUGAUCUCAUGUGCCUCUAUGUGAACACUGGCCUGCUAGAGAAAGUUCCUGAUGUGCUUUCAGAUAUGAAGGAGAAUGGCAUUUCCCCUGACCUUUUCAGCUACAGAAUUUGCUUGAAAUCUUAUGGGGAAAGAUCUGACUUUGAUAAUGUGGAGAAAAUUCUACGAGAAAUGGAGAGCCAGUCACAUAUCUCCAUGGACUGGAGAACAUUUGCUACAGUAGCCAAUAUCUAUCUAGAAGCAGGUCUGAAAGAGAAAGCACUUGUCUACUUGAAAAAAUGUGAAGAGAAGGUUAAUAAAAAUGCACUAGGCUACAAUCAUUUGAUUUCGCUCUAUGCAAGUCUUGGGAACAAGGAUGAGAUGAUGAGGUUGUGGGAGCUUGCAAAAGCCAACUGCAAGAAACAACUCAAUAGAGAUUAUAUAACCAUCUUAGGAUCUCUAGUAAAGCUUGGUCACCUUGAAGAAGCUGAGAAAUUGCUGCAGGACUGGGAAUCGUCUUGCCAAUAUUAUGAUUUUCGAGUUCCAAAUGUCGUCCUCAUCGGGUAUUCUAGGAAAGGUUUACCUGAAAAAGCCGAGGCAAUGCUUCAAGACAUAAUAGAAAAACAAAAGAUGAAAAAUCCAAGUAGUUGGUCUAUUAUUUCAGCAGGGUAUAUGGAUAAGCAGAAUAUGGAAAAGGCUCUUGAAUGCAUGAAAGAAGCUCUGGCAGCAGAUACCGAAAAUAAAGGGUGGAGACCGAAACCUGCAAUGAUAUCCAACAUAUUGAAUUGGCUUGGUGAUAACGGGGACGCUCAAGAAGUAGAAGCGUUUGUGGGCUUGUUGGAGACUAGGGUCCCAAAAAGUAGGGAAAUGUAUCAUGCUCUCAUCAAGUCGUAUAUCAGAUGUGGGAAAGAAGUGGCUGGACUUUUAGAGAGCAUGAAAACUGCUGAUAAUAUAGAUGAAGAUGAGGAAACAAAGACAAUUCUUAGUUCAAGACAGCAAGUAUAACGAUUGAGUCGCUCGAUUUUACUGGUUCUCCCCAAAUUCUUAGACUAGAUGCUGCCAAAUCCAGCCAAGGUGCAUGUGCACAUUCAACCAAUUAGUGAAAAGGGCGUUCAGAUUCUUCGACAAUCUAGUUUCAGCUUUCAAAUUUGUAUGGAGAAAUAUUUGAAUCAUUUGCCUUCCCCUCAAAAUUAAUCAUUGGGAAAUUAUUUUGUUAAAUAUUGAAAGUAAUUAGCAGUAAAAAA
Molecule: messenger RNA, 1927 nt
Organism: Populus euphratica (Euphrates poplar)
Lineage: Eukaryota; Viridiplantae; Streptophyta; Magnoliopsida; Malpighiales; Salicaceae
Product: pentatricopeptide repeat-containing protein At4g21705, mitochondrial-like
Exons: 2
Coding region: 186-1688 (500 amino acids)
Cellular component (GO): mitochondrion
Molecular function (GO): protein binding
Source: RefSeq, a predicted model, not a curated record